AUGUCGACUCCGAAAACAACGAGGCAGUGGGUCGUGAAAGAUACUAAGAACGGCUUCGACGCCGCGUCUCUGAAUUAUCGGGACCUGAUUAUACCUAAGGGGCAAUAUCCAUUCCCAACCGCUACACCCGUAGUUCCCUGCUCAGACGGCGCCGGCAAGGUCGUGGCUGUUGGCCCAAAGGUCUCUGAAUUUAAGGAGGGCGAUGUUGUUGCGACGCUGUUCAAUCAGAAGCAUCAGGCUGGGCCGGUCAAGCCAGCAGGUAUCGCAUCAGGGUUGGGAGGCGCUCUUGACGGUGCGCUCCGAGAGUAUGGUGUAUUUCCGGAGACUGGUCUCGUCCGUGCACCUUCCAACACGACGGCGAAUGAAGCAUCGACUCUCGUGUGCGGUACUGGCGGUGUGUCACUUGCAGCGAUCCAGUUCGCUCGCGCCGCUGGCGCGAAUGUCAUCGCGACGAGCUCGUCAGAAGAAAAGCUCGAGUUCCUGAAGAAGCUCGGUGCGAACCACGUCAUCAACUACAAGACGGACCAGAAUUGGGGAGAGACGGCCAAGAAGCUCACAACAGGCGGCCUCGGCGUCGACCAUGUGAUCGAGGUUGGUGGACCAGGCACAAUGAAGCAGUCCAUGCUCGCUAUCAAGCUUGAGGGGACUAUUACGGUCAUCGGUUUUCUGGGCGGAGCGACCGCGGAGAACACACCUUCGACGCUCGAUGCUCUUACUCAUCUAUGCACGGUUCGGGGUAUCAUCGUUGGCUCGAGGCAGCAGUUCGAGGACAUGGUUCGUGCGAUCGAAGCCUCUGAUAUUCAUCCGGUGGUGGACAAGAAGGUGUUUCCGUUCGAGAAGGCAGUCGAUGCGUACCAGUAUCAGUGGGACCAGAAACAUGUGGGCAAAGUCGUCAUCGAGGUCGGUACUUGA
Cyphellophora attinorum is the source of this 912-nucleotide messenger RNA. Its product is annotated as Zinc-type alcohol dehydrogenase-like protein. The record is from RefSeq and is a predicted model, not a curated record. NCBI's taxonomy places the organism in Eukaryota, Fungi, Ascomycota, Eurotiomycetes, Chaetothyriales, Cyphellophoraceae. The coding region runs from base 1 to 912 and encodes 303 amino acids. Gene Ontology annotation, molecular function: oxidoreductase activity. The transcript is spliced from 4 exons.